AGAGGCUAGGAGCACCCAGGCUAGGACCGGGCUGGAGAAUCCGAACUCAGGGUGUGGCAGGCAGGCUCAGCCUCGGGAGUUUCCCUCGGCGCUUCUUCUUUGCAUUCCGUCCGAGAGCCGCUGAGCUGCGUUUUUGGGCUUGGCCGUCGACAUCCGCUUAGUUCGCUCGCUUCUCGCCUGAUCAGCCCCCGCAGCCAUGGCGAAGCACACAAGAGGCACUGUAAAGGAUUUCCCAGGCUUUGAUGCUAGAGUGGAUGCUGAGACCUUGCGCAAGGCAAUGAAAGGCAUGGGGACUGAUGAAGAGCCGAUCAUGAAGAUCUUAACAAGCAGAAGCAAUGCGCAGCGCCAGGAAAUUGCAAUUGAAUUUAAAACCUUAUAUGGCAGGGAUCUGGUUGAUGACCUGAAAUCAGAACUGACAGGCAAACUUGAGACUCUGAUGGUCAGUUUGAUGAGGCCAGCACGGCUUUACGAUGCACAUGCAUUGAAGCAUGCCAUUAAGGGGGCAGGAACCAAUGAAAAAGUCCUGAAUGAAAUUCUCGCAUCCAGAACGCCUGCUGAAAUCCGGAAUAUAAAGCAAGUUUAUCAGGAAGAAUAUGAAGCUGACUUAGAAGAUCAUAUAACAUCAGACACAUCAGGUUAUUAUCAAAGGAUGUUGGUAGUCCUUCUUCAGGCUAAUAGAGAUUCUGAUGGCCCAAUUAAUGAGAGCUUAGUUGAGCAGGAUGCUCAGGAGCUGUUUAGAGCUGGUGAGCUGAAAUGGGGAACUGAUGAAGAGAAGUUCAUAACCAUCCUGGGAACGCGAAGUAUUUCUCACUUAAGAAAGGUCUUUGAUAAAUACAUGACCAUUGCUGGCUUUCAUGUUGAAGAAACUAUUGACCGUGAAACGUCUGGGGAACUGGAGAAGUUGCUUCUGGCAAUCGUGAAGUGUGUCCGAAGUGUUCCCGCAUAUUUUGCUGAAUCACUGAACUAUGCAAUGAAAGGAGCAGGUACUGAUGAUGAUACCCUGAUCAGAAUCCUGGUUACAAGAAGUGAAAUUGAUCUGUUGGACAUCAGGAAGGCUUUCAGAAGAGAUUUUGCAAAAUCUUUGUACCAUGCAAUUCAGAAAGAUACAUCUGGGGACUACAGGAAAGCCCUUUUGCUGCUCUGUGGUGGUGAAGAUGACUAAGGCCUACCGUGAAGAGAAGGACACAACCUUAAUGUCCUGCCUUUUGGCUCCUUCCCUCUGUACAGCUAAACUAUAUACUUGCAUUUAUAGCUGCAGCUUCCUUUGCGUCCCCACUGCCAUCCUUAUUGUCAAAUUCAGAGUGUAUGUUGUUAAUAAAGCGAUUCAGCACCCCCUGCUGAAAUCCAUGUUGAAUUACAACAGGGUUGUAAUUUUGUCUCCCCUCAGAGAACUGACUUUAUCCCCCCCCUUCAUUGGUAUUAUUUGCAGUUCUGUUUUUAUAUAAUUUACAGUCUGCUCUUUAAAAAUCAAGUUAGCCAGUUGUAAGUUUAUAUGAAUAGCCUUAAUCCAAAGAACUUUUUAAAAGUGCCUGAUAAAUGUACCCUCUUUUUUCAUAUAAGAUGAAGAAGCUAGGAAUAUGAUUUCUUUAUCUGCAGAAGUAAAACACAUUCCAAAAACUAAAACCAAGCCCUCAGUAACUUGAGCCGUAGUUUGAAAUUUUAUAGUUAAUUCGAAGAGAGCUUCUGCUAAUGGCUUUACAGUUGUGAGAUACACAUGACCCCUGUCUUGAUAUUUUGUAUUUGGUGCUAUUAAAAGGAGCUAACAAAACCAGUAACUGAGUUGUCUUUUGAAACAAAAAGUACCAAUAAUGUACAAAGAAAAUAAUGAGCAUUAUAAAGACCUAUAAUUUAUUACACAAUUAUUCAAAUUGUCUCAUAUUUUGCAUGAAUUCUUACUGUUACGACUUCAGCUCCAACCAAUGGAAGUCUUACUGAUUCUCUGCCCUCCACUCUCGGCUGGCAUGAUUUUAGUGAACAUUGUCCUUAAACUUCUGAGCACUGCAUCACACAAGGUAGAAAUUAAAAAAUUAAGGAUGUUUAGCGUUGAAUUCUUACCACAUUUGGCUUUCUGGUACUUUCACACAAUUGUAUCUAAUACCCAGUCUGAGUUAUAUAGAGGCUGGCAUAGCGUUGGUUAGUUAGUGGCUAAGAAUUGGACUGUUGUGAAUUAUGACACUUCCCUGACAUGGGUGUGCUUCUGAGGUGCAAGUGCAGAGUUGCCCGAAACCACAAAUUUUAAGCACAUCUUGGGCAUUGAAUUACUUGGUGGAGCAUUCUGAUUUCUUAAGAUGUGGCGCCAUGCUGUGAUUUGUCCAGGUGUAGACUAAAUACUGCAACACUCAUAUCUAUGAGCAUGUUGGUCUUGCAGCAAACACUUUUGCCAAAGGGAGUCCUUUGAAAGGGUCACAGAUGGGGAUUUUACCCUUCAAAUCCAGAUGCAGCAGCUGUCAGGUACUGGAAAUUGGCCUGGUAAAAUGAUGCUUAAACUUGCAGUUCUUUGUUAAACAAUAUAUUUUAGGCAUUUUGUAAACUUUUAAACCUAUGAAAUAGGUUGAGUUAAAGAAUUUGCUACAAUAUUAACAUUUCUUGUAUGUUUUGUUUUUUCAAAUAAUUAAAAAUGCUUUUAUAAGUUAUUUUAAGCCUAGUGUGAGUUAUAUCUGGUUUGUAUAUAUUCAAAUGGCCGUUGAGUGCAGUUUUGAGCAGCUGUAUAUAAACCCAUCAUCAAGUUGCUUGGAUAUGAACAUCUGUUUGCAGGAGCUUUUUGCACUCCAUCUCACGUACACUGAGUAGAUUUGCAAGGCCGUUGAAGAAAGAAAUUGAAUGCCCCCAAAUUUAAUCCAGCUAUUACAUAGCACAACAAUGGGUAGAAUGGUGGAGGGCUAGAUCUAGGAUGAAUUUAGUUGCAGAGUUCUAAACGCUUCUCAGCUACAGUGGGCAUGAGCUUACAGCAUCAGGAACUUGUACGGUUAGAUUUAUGUUUAUGACAAAUGACCAGGUGGUCCUUACAGAAAGGGAAGGGGAAAAAACUGCUUAAAGAAUCUUAGGGAUGAAUGAAAUCUGAGUGAGGGGGGCAGUGAGACAAUGGGAAGGCUUCAACUGCUCCUCCGCUCAAAAUGGCAGUGUUUGGAAUGCUGUAUUUUCUUUUUUUAAAAUACUAUUUGCUUUGACUUCUAGUUUUGGGUUCUUCUUUUAUUGGCUUCUAUUUUGAUGACAUGCCCAAACCCCAUUCCAAAGCUUCUCUCAGGGCCUUGUAUAUUUUGUCUAUCAGGGACCUAGACAACUGCUACAGAAAGCCAGUUUGUCCACCUGAAAAAUUUUUUAGGCCAGGCCUUUUCCUUUCCUGACAUGUUUCUUUGAAAUUAUGCCAAGGAUCCAUAAGCUGCAAGCCAAUAAAGUUAUGAUGUUUUUAAUUCCUUCAA
Molecule: messenger RNA, 3419 nt
Organism: Eublepharis macularius
Lineage: Eukaryota; Metazoa; Chordata; Lepidosauria; Squamata; Eublepharidae
Gene: ANXA5
Product: annexin A5
Exons: 13
Coding region: 197-1162 (321 amino acids)
Biological process (GO): negative regulation of coagulation
Cellular component (GO): cytoplasm
Molecular function (GO): calcium-dependent phospholipid binding; calcium ion binding
Source: RefSeq, a predicted model, not a curated record